GUAUGGUGUUCAAGUAAAAGUGGGGGGACAUUUUGAUAAGACCGUAAAAACGGGAACAUUUCGCCGAGAUCAGAGUUCUGUUGGGGACAUACCGUGCAAUUUUUUGUAACGGCCCCAUUGAAAUACAGUAAGCCCAUUUCUUCCGGUCCAAUUGGGCUUUUCGGGUCAUCUCCAGUUCCUCCUUCCAUGUCCAAAUUAUUCUCGGAGGUUUAACCUAAAACCCAACUGAGCUGACUUUUGGCCCGCCGGAAGAGUGAAAAUGGAAGAGAAAGUGAAGGUUUUAGCAAUUAUAGGAGCAGGAGCUGUACUGGGUUCUGCUGCUACACUCGCUAUUUCCAAGCUUCUUUCCAAUCCACUCCCAAUAAACAACCAAAGUAUUGGAAAAGAGUAUAUAAGUGAGGCAGUAAAUUCAAAUGAGCUUCCUCGAUCCAAAUAUAACGGAAUGACUACUCCAAACCUGUUGACUGAUGAAGUAGUUUCCGAACAACUAACCAGGAAUAUGCAGUUCUUUGGUCUUGAAGCCCAACAGAAAAUCACUGCAUCAUAUGUUGUGGUAAUCGGUCUUGGAGGAGUUGGAAGUCAUGCUGCAUCCAUGCUUCUGAGGUCAGGGGUUGGACGGCUACUCCUUGUGGACUUCGACCAGGUCACAGUCUCCUCAUUAAAUAGACAUGCUGUUGCCACAAGAGAAGAUGUUGGUACCCCAAAAGCCCUAUGCCUUAAGAAGCACUUCCAAUCAAUUUUCCCGGAGUGCCAUAUAGAUGCAAAAGUUAUCUUAUAUGAUUCAUCGUCCGAAGAAGAAAUUCUGUCUGGCCACCCUGACUUCGUCCUUGAUUGUAUUGAUAAUAUCGACACAAAGGUGGCGCUUCUUGCUGCAUGUGUUCGAAGAGGUUUGAAAGUUUUAUCUGCAACAGGAGCUGGCGUAAGGGCUGAUCCAACAAGAAUUCGUGUGGCUGACUUGAGAGAGUCCACCAAUGACCCUCUUUCUCGAGCUGUAAGACAUCGUUUGAGAAAAGAUCAUGGUAUUGAUGGUGGUAUUCCUGUGGUAUUUUCUUUAGAGAAACCCAAGGCAAAACUGCUUCCCUUUAAAGGGCCGAGUGGAGACGAAGAAAAUCCUUCAGAUUAUCAAAUAGUGCCUGGAUUUAGGGUCCGCAUCAUUCCAGUUCUGGGGACUAUACCUGCAAUUUUUGGGCAAGUCAUGGCUUCCUAUGUUGCGACUCAACUAGCUGGAUUGCAAGUCCAGAUGGAGCCAGUGGUGAACUUUGAUACGGAUCACUACCGAAUCCUCCAUCAACGUCUAAUUGAGCAUGAAGAGUUGCUAUAUGGCACAUCCAUGCAAGUGGAGGUAGAUGUUGAAGAAGUUAUGUACAUUGCCAAAGAGUUGUGGCAUGGGAGAAGUGCAAGAGACCUAUCUAUUAAAGAUGUAGGGCGUGCAAUGUGGCGUUCUGUGAAUGAGUUAAUGCUUGUGAGGUGGGACCAAACAAAGCCAGCCUCUGUGUCGAAUCUAAUCCUUCUAAGAUUCAAAGAGGCUGAUGAACACGAGUCGAGGUCACUAGAAGAUAUAAAGGAAGAAGAACCAGAAUUUUUUGCUAGGGUGACAUCUGUGCUUAAGCGAGCAGAAUCGGAGUUUGGCUUCUAAGACAGGCACAGUUAUCCAGUUGUCUGCAAGAGCAGUUUUCAUCUAAAGAUUCGUUUAUGAUAUUUAUGCUCGAACAUGCAGUGUUUUAGUCGGCUCCCUUUUGGCAUCAAGUUCUGGUAUAAUCACAAUGCCCAUGAAUGUCAAUGGAGCACAAUUUGUUUCACAGGUGCAUUAGGAUGGUACAGGAAACCUGAAAAUUACAGCCAAGUGAAAUUCAAAAGCUGUCUGAAGCGAAAAUCUUCAAGGUUGUAAGUCUUGGCUUCUUUCUUGAUGGUGUUUAGAAUACUUCAAGGAGCAAAUAACUUGAAGUAGCUGAGCACUUGGACAGGGAUUUCUUUUUGUUGUUUUG
Nicotiana tabacum (common tobacco) is the source of this 1985-nucleotide messenger RNA. Its product is annotated as tRNA threonylcarbamoyladenosine dehydratase. Gene Ontology annotation, biological process: cyclic threonylcarbamoyladenosine biosynthetic process. Gene Ontology annotation, molecular function: ubiquitin-like modifier activating enzyme activity; tRNA threonylcarbamoyladenosine dehydratase activity. The record is from RefSeq and is a predicted model, not a curated record. Lineage: Eukaryota; Viridiplantae; Streptophyta; Magnoliopsida; Solanales; Solanaceae. Gene Ontology annotation, cellular component: plastid.